Messenger RNA from Colletotrichum spaethianum, 771 nucleotides. RefSeq lists its product as uncharacterized. The coding region runs from base 1 to 771 and encodes 256 amino acids. The record is from RefSeq and is a predicted model, not a curated record. Lineage: Eukaryota; Fungi; Ascomycota; Sordariomycetes; Glomerellales; Glomerellaceae. The transcript has 3 exons.
AUGAGGUUGAGCAAGCAGCCGAAGGCGCCGCAGUACCAGGUCAUCGAUGCCUCGAGCAAGGCGCAUCUAUACUCCCUCGUCGCGCUGCUGGUCGUGACGCUCGGGAUGAUCGCCAUGGGGGUGAUGCUCAACCGCAAUCUCCCCGCGGGCUCCGAGUCGCAGUACGUGCUCUCCGGCUCGGGCAAGGCCGUCGUGUCGGCCGCGAACAAGCGGGAACUGAGCCAGAGAGACAAGGCGAUCCGGAAUGCAGCGGACCUGGUGUUGGACGUGGAGAGGAGACAAAUCACCCCCAUCCAACCAAAUGGUACGACGCCAACGAAUAUAAUUCCAGGCGGCGGGUCCCCCACGGUAAUACUGCUGCCGCCGACGCCGACGUCGGGGCUCGAUAUAAUGGCGCCGCCGGAAGUAGUUUUGGACACGGCGACGGAUCCAGGGACGACGACUGAUCCAGGGACGAACAUGGAUACAGGGCCGACUACGACAACGGCUUCAUCGUUCAAUAUCUACAGCUACCCUCCUGGAGGACACGACAACGCCUCUUCCACUCACAUCGACAACAAUACCCGGCAGCACCGUCUCCGACGGCACUACGUCCGAAGUCGCCUCGGCUACUACAACCCCGCCUGUAUCAGGAGAUACGAGCGAGCUUACAACCUCCACGUCCGUCACCUCGGAUGGUUCCACGACCGCCACGCAGACAGACGAUACGACGUUUUCCACUGCUACCCCGAGCUCGAUCAGGUCCAGUACCAGCGCAAAUACGGACCUUAG